Manduca sexta (tobacco hornworm) is the source of this 1008-nucleotide messenger RNA. Its product is annotated as ral GTPase-activating protein subunit beta-like. Gene Ontology annotation, molecular function: GTPase activator activity. Gene Ontology annotation, biological process: activation of GTPase activity. The transcript has 4 exons. The record is from RefSeq and is a predicted model, not a curated record. NCBI's taxonomy places the organism in Eukaryota, Metazoa, Arthropoda, Insecta, Lepidoptera, Sphingidae. The coding region runs from base 149 to 820 and encodes 223 amino acids.
UGAGCCAUAUGUGUGACAGGUGGAGUGGGUGCUAGAGGUGAUCCGGUUCGGGCUCUCCCUCCCGCUGUCGGAGCACGGCGCGCUGCGGGACUGCGUGCGCGUGCUGUGCGCGUGGCUGGGCGCGCUGCUGCCGCCGGCGCCGCCCGCCAUGCCCGCCGCGCCCGCCGUGCCCGCGCCCGUGCACGCCGCGCCGCACCGGUACGCGCGCAAGAUACUCAGGCAUCUGCAGAACCUGUUUGUGCCCAGGCCUAAUGAGAGCGGCGACCUGAUCAGCAAGCAGGCGGUGUUGUGCCACCGCGUGCUGCGGCUGGCGCGCGCGCUGGCGGAGCGCGGGUCGCUGGGCGCGGGCGAGUGGCGCGCGCUGCUGGUGCUGCUGCUGGCCGCGGCCGCCGCGCUGCUGGCGCCGCCCGCCGCGCCGCACGGCGCCGCCGAGCAACUCUGCGAGCGCGUGCUCUGCGUGCUCUUCGAGGUAUGGAUCCUGGCGUGCCACCGGUGCUUCCCGUCGCCGGCGCUGUGGCGCACGCUGCGCGAGCACUGCAUGCGCUGGCGCCACCGCGCGCCGCUCACGGACCACUGGGCGCGCGUGUCGCUGUGCCUCACGGCGCGCCUGCUCACCAUCCUCUACGGGCCCAUGUUCCCCGCGCUGCCCAUCGCCGAGGAAGACGCGAACCUGAUCCCGGCGGACAUGAGCUCGGAGGCGGUGAUACAGACGUGGUACCGCAUCCUGCACACAAUCGGCAACCCCGUGGAUCUGUGUCGGCCGCACAUCAUCAGCCAGACGCCGGAUUUCUUGCAGGUUAUACAGCAUGUUCAUAAAUAAUUGAUUUAGAAUGAACUUAUACAGGUUGUUACAAAAAGUAGGGUUUUAACGCCGCUUUGUUGAAAUUUAUUAUGUGGAUAAUAUAAUCCGUCUGGAAAUCUUUAUCAGAGGCCUAUGUUUACAAAUACAAAAACAUUUAUUCGCACAACACCAUGACACAUUCAAUAUACAAACGAAAAAAAGAGAUG